Glossina fuscipes is the source of this 4918-nucleotide messenger RNA. RefSeq names its product intracellular protein transport protein USO1. The transcript is spliced from 5 exons. Lineage: Eukaryota; Metazoa; Arthropoda; Insecta; Diptera; Glossinidae. The record is from RefSeq and is a predicted model, not a curated record. Bases 557 to 4819 code for a protein of 1420 amino acids.
CAGAAAGUCUAUUAAAUAAUUAGAGAGCGAAGAAAAUGUUGAAGAAAAUAAUAUACGAUCAAGAAAGUGAUUCAAUCUGAACGAUAGAUCUCCUAUAGGGAAUAUGUAGUGUAAGCAUGAAAAUCUCUAUACUAAGGAACGUGUAUUAAGAAAUUUAAACAAUUGAUGCUUCUUCUCGAAAUAAUUAAAGAAAAAAAUUUACAAAAAAAAAAGAAAAAACCAACGAAAAAUUAGAACAAAAUAAAAAAAAAAAAAAAGUCAUUCGAAAGCGCAAAAGAAACUUUUACUAUUAAAACGCAAUUUUCAUUUUAAAAUUAACUCAAUAUCCUCUCCCUCGUGCUCGUGUUUUUCUUUCUUUUUUUUUUUUUUUUUGACUGUUAUUUAUUUAAGACGUAACAAAAGAAACAAGAAAAACACUCCCCAACCAUAUGAAAUCGUCUAUAAAAUACGAGUUGUUCGCUUAAGUAAAGGACAGUGUUUAAAGAAGAAUCGUUCAGUUAUAAUACAAAAGAAAUAUAUUAACGAAAUUUUAAAAAAUAAGGAAUUAAAAGCCAUUAUGGCGAGUGAAAAUCGAUUAGACUUUCCGGAUAACGUAACGACGACAUCGUCUUCGCCUAGAGUGUCUAAUGAAAAUGAAAACGAUACGCUGGAGAAUGAGUCACGUUGGUGGCAAAUUGAAAACGAUGAUUUUAUCUUAGAUCAAGUACCAAAUGUUACCUCGGAGUUUGUGCGUCAGCCACAGCCACGCACUGAUAGCGAAAGUGAAAUAAAUGAAAAUUUUGAACGCUUACACAAGAUUGCCGAUAAAAUUAAAUUGACAUUAAGCGAACAUGCUAAAAAUAAUAGUGAAAAACCGGAAGAUAGUGAAACCUUAGAAACUUCGCUAGCGGAGGUUCACACCUAUCAUGAACAAUCCUUGGACGAAUUUAAAGAGGAAUUACGCGUCAGACGUCUGGCACGACAAAGUGCUGUACAAGAAUUACGUGAUGAAAUUACUAGUUUACGUCGACAAUUAGCAACAGAACGUGCGCUCUCGCAACGUUUACGUAGUGGUGAAGACUUACAAGAAGUUAACGUGCUGCCGCAAAAAAACGAUUGUGAGAGAACCAUUCUUAAUGUUAUGAGUUCACAGAAAACUAGUACGAGAGAAGAGACAAAAGACAAUAGUAACGAUGAUGCAGAUGAUGAAGAUCCUUUGAGUCGCAGCCGUCACGCGAAUAUUGAAUUAGCCAAUGCUCAGUUGGCUUUGCAAAUGUCUAAUUCCGAGAAUAUAUCAUUACGCGGGGAAUUGUCAGUUCUACAAAAGCAAGUUGGCACUUUGAAAGAAGUCAUAACAUGUUGCAAGCAAAUGUUGACGAUUAAAGAGGAACAAUGUAACGAUUUAAAACAGAAGCUCAAUGAAAUCGAGAAAUCAUUUGCAGAACAUGAAAUGAAACUCAUGUCCGACAAUCUACGGCAAGAGUACGAAAGACAAUUGACCAACAUCCGUCAAUUACGUCAAUUAUAUGAAGAAAGGCAACGUAUUUCUGCUGCGGAAUAUGAAAAUUUACAACGUUUAAUAUCGAUUAAACGCGACGAAUUGUCAAACGAACAGGAAAAAACCAAGAAGCUGGAAGAAGGCAAUCAAAAGUUGGUAAACGAUUUAGAAAAUGUUAAUAAUGAAUUGCAAUGCUUGCGUGAUGAAUGUAAAGAGCAUAAAUUCGAGAAAGCAACAUUAAAAGAGGAAAUCGGUGCCGUGAACAUGCUCUUCAGUCAGAUGGUGUUGGGUUUUAAUGGUAAAAACAAUUUAGACAUCGAUAGAUUGACAGCCAUGUUGGAGGAAAAUCGUGCUCUAUUAAAUGAGUUGGCUGUCAAAGAGCUUAACUGCAGCGACGAUGCAACAUUGCCAAAAUUAUUAUUCGAAUUAGUAGAGCAGGCAAGUGUAAGCAAUGAUAAUAACCAGCAAAACAACAACAGCUGCCGUAACUCCAACUCAACAACACCAGAAGUAGAAGACGUAAAUAUUGAUUGGAAUAACAUCAGCAACACUAAUGAUAACGCAACGUUAUUGUGUACUGACGGUAAUGACGGUAACUAUGCUCAAGACCAACAACAACAACAACUAGUUAGCGAAUGCGGGCAGGGUGCAAUUGCUUUACCUAAACAUUGCACUGAUGAGAAAAUUAUUGUUUCCGCGAAUGUUGCUGCGGCCAACACAGGAAAGACUGGCAAGAAAUUGCAUAGAAAAAAUAGUAACAAUAAGAAAGCAACAUCGACUGCGACAACGCAAUCAAGUACUACAGUUUUGUUAAAUUUACAUGAUUCUCCGAAUUUGGUGAGCAAAUUUGCAACAGUAGAGGAAAUUAUUGAUAAUUUGCCAAAAGUCUGGAGGGUAUUAAUGGAACUACUGAGCCAUCACCAAACCGAGCAAGUACAAUUUGAUGAGAACGGCAAAGGUGAAGACUGUUAUAAAUCGGCCGAGACGUCAAAUAGUUGUAAAGGAGAGUUAAGUGUUAGCAAAACUUAUUUGAAAUUAAAGGAUUUGAUUUUGGAAAAAAAAUCUUUGGUAAAGGAAACUAAUCGUCUAAAAACAUUAAACUCUCAUUUGGAAUGCCGCUUAAAUGAGCAGGAGAAACGUUUGGGAACCGUUAGCUUGGAACUUACAAAAACUUGGCACUUGGUAGGCAAAAUGCAGCGACAACAUCGUCAAUUGCAUACACAAGAGCAAAUACUACGUUAUCAGUUGCAGCAAAAACGUCGUUUGUUAAGUGAGUUGAAGGAUGAGUUGGAAUAUUGCCGUCGCAAAUGGGCUGCGGCACGUGCCAAAAACGAUGAAAGUCAAGAGCAGUGCAAUGAUUUGCGAAGAGAAUUUGCCAAACGUAAGCUAGAAGAUAGCAAUAACUCAGCCGAAAGCGGUUAUAGUGAUUCGUGUGGCCCGGCUUCAGAAGAGGAGGAUCAUGAGCGUUUACCACUUAUCGAUAAUUCUGGCGAUAUUUUGGAAGUAGCAGGUGCCUGCUCCACGUAUAGGCGUAAGCGAUUGAGAGAAAUGUUUGAGCAUACACGUAAAAUAAAACGCAUGCAAAGUAAUUCUCCUGGACGUGCUGCUAGUAAUGUCAGCAGCGAUCGUGUAGUUGUAUUGCGUUGGAACAGUGCGCCGCCAACUUGUGGCUGGCGCGGUUCCGGUUAUUGUGGCGAUGAAAUUGACAACGACGAUGAAGAAAAUGUUACAUUGGAUCUUCCUCCCACUUUAUUAACAAUUCCGUCCGCUGUUCUUUCCAACGAGCUUGAUACUACACCUACAGGUCUCGACCGCACAUCUAGAUCUUCUCAACGCCGUAGCGCCGAAAAACAAGCCGUAAAUGCAAAAGUUAAUGAUAAGGUUAUGGGCUUAGACGAUGAGCCGCAAGAAGAGCGAGCUGUUCGCAUCAAACGUCUAGAGGAACAGUGCAAAUCAUUAAUAAAACAAGUGUUGGAAACUUCAGACAAUCGAGAACGCUUGGAGAUGCAAUUACGUCACUUUCAAGACGAAAUGGCUCCUGUGAAAUGUUCUGUUCCAUUGAAAGAUGCAAACAUUAAAAAACGCUUUGAGAGAAUGACCCGGGCAAGUUCGGCACCAAUCACUGGAUGUUUAACACCGCGCGAAGAAGAAUAUACGCGAAAGAGAUCAGAACGUUUAGGACGGUUAGAGGAAGAAAGUCGUCAACUUAUUUCCCGCAUUAGACGUACCGCAGAUAGAGGUAAUUAUUUGCGUUGUUCUUUAGAACGAUUGAGACGCAUGCCUAGUCCAGAGGGCAGUUUUGAAAGUAAUACUGAAGAAGAGCACGAAGCAAAAAAAGUCGAAGAAAAAUCAUCCAACGUUGAAAAAUCUCCUGAAGAUCUAAGAAUUGAUAGUACCAGUGAUAGCAAAUGUUUUACUAGUAAUUGCAUGACAAAGCAGUCGCCCGAUCAACAAGACUGUGAAGAAAGGAUCGAAGUCCAUAUCCCAAAUGCAACAGCCGACACCACAGAUAGCGUUGCGAAAAGCUGCCUGACGGAGGAGGAAGAAGCAUAUACAGCUCGGCGAUCUGCCCGUUUGCAAAGACUCGAAGAUGAAAGUAAGCAAUUGCUUGAUAAACUUUCUCGGAACACACAACGUGGUGAUAACUUGGGUAACAGAUUAGAUACGUUACACCAGCGCUACGGAAACUCUGAAGCGGAGAUCGCUGAAAACAUUGAACUAGCGCCACCUCUACCUGAACAACAAGAUUCGUCCUCGCUAUUGACUGUAGAGGAACGUAUUGACAAAAUUGAAAAAAUAUCUAUAAAUAGGGAAGAACGUCUACGUAUCUUGGAAGAAGAAGGUAGGAAAUUAAUCAAUCGCCUUUCCGAAACCUCCGAACGUGGCACAAAAAUGAUUGAUAGAAUUGCUGCAAGAGAAUCAAAUCGACAGAAGUGUCCCAGUUCAAAUAAAGAUAACGAAAAAGCGGGAACUUCGAAUUCCUCUCUAGUAGAGGAUAAUCCAACAACGGUAACCAUGUGGCCUACUCCUAAAAAUGUGGCUUGUUCUAGCAUCGUCUCGGAAGAGUUAACGGAACGUGUGACGAUCACAACGAUACCCAGUCAAAUGGUAGCCAGCAAGGGAGCAAUACCGAAAUCUAAGCCAACAGCCCAACUUUACGCCGCACUUCCAAAGUCCGCGCGUAUACAAAGGGAGAAAAAAGAACCCGAGGAAUCGUUAGAAGAUAUGAUAAAACGUUUGCAAUCGUUGCCUUUUCCGUCUCAAAAUUCUGAUAUGGCAGAAAGUGAGAAAUCCGAGGGAGAGGUCAAAGGAGAAAACGAAAACGCAGAAAAUAAGAAAUAGCGUAAGAUCGAUUUUAAAACGAAAAGACUUUUAUUGUGUGUUCAGUGCUUCCUUUUUUUUUGUUGUAAGGAAUUAUAUUUUAGCUUUUUGUAUCCCAAA